UUCAAAGUUCAUAGUACACAGGCACCGGCCUGAUUUCUAGCACGUAGCAAAUUAUUUCAAAACACACACAAUGGCCGGUGACAAUCCAUUCUCGAAACACCUUAAAACCGUCGAGGUUAACGGCGAAAAUCUUCGAUUUUUUGAUCUCACAAGCUUAGAAGACGAACGCUAUGACAAGCUUCCAUAUUCAAUUCGUAUCCUGUUGGAAUCUGCUGUACGAAAUUGUGAUGGUUUUCAAAUCAAGUUAGAAGAUGUUGAGAAAAUAUUAAAUUGGGAAAAAAGUCAGCAUGAUGCGGUGGAAAUCCCAUUCAGACCAGCUCGGGUCAUACUGCAAGAUUUCACUGGUGUGCCUGCAGUUGUUGAUUUUGCUGCCAUGCGAGAUGCUGUCAAGAGAUUGGGAGGUGAUCCAGCUUCCAUAAACCCACUUUGUCCUGUAGAUCUGGUUAUUGACCAUUCGGUACAAGUUGAUGUCACUAGAAAUAAAGAAGCAGUCGCGAGGAAUCAGGAUUUAGAAUUUGAAAGAAACAAAGAAAGAUUUCAGUUUUUGAGGUGGGGCUCGAAAGCUUUCAAGAAUGUCACAAUCGUUCCCCCGGGCUCAGGAAUUGUUCAUCAGGUAAACUUAGAGUAUCUUGGUCGCGUGGUGUUUAAUACGGAUGGAUUACUCUAUCCAGACAGUUUGGUUGGGACAGACUCCCACACAACCAUGAUCAAUGGUCUUGGUAUAUUAGGCUGGGGUGUAGGUGGCAUUGAGGCAGAAGCGGUAAUGCUUGGUCAGGCGGUGAGUAUGAUUCUGCCCAAAGUUGUUGGCUACAAGCUAACAGGCCAACUCAACGGUCUGGCCACGUCGACGGACGUCGUUCUGACCAUCACCAAACAUCUCCGAAAGAUCGGAGUCGUAGGAAAAUUCGUGGAAUUCUUCGGCCCGGGAUUGUCGCAAUUGUCGAUCGCAGACCGGGCGACUAUCGCUAACAUGUGUCCGGAAUAUGGGGCCACUGUAGGAUUCUUUGCCGUGGACGAGAUGAGUAUGAAAUACUUGAGACAAACUGGCCGAGAUGAAGAAAAAAUUCGCGUCACCGAGAAGUACCUAAAAGCAAACAAAAUGUUUCGACAUUUCGAGGAUUCCGAUGAAGAUCCUGUUUUUUCUGAGGUCGUUGAGUUGGAUCUCAGCACGGUUGUGUCAUGUGUUUCCGGACCGAAACGACCGCAUGACAAAGUUGCUGUGGCUGAAAUGCGGAAAGAUUUCAAAGAAUGCCUGAAUAAUAAGGUUGGCUUUAAAGGUUUCGGUCUGUCGGAAGAAAAACAAAAGUCUGAAAGUGUGAUGGACUUUGAGAGUCAAAAUUUCAUUUUAAAACAUGGUGCGGUUGUCAUAGCAGCAAUCACGAGUUGUACGAACACCAGUAAUCCCUCAGUGAUGCUGGGAGCAGGGUUGCUGGCCAAGAAAGCUGUGGAAUGUGGGCUCAAAGUGCGGCCGUAUAUAAAGACCAGUUUGUCUCCAGGAUCUGGAGUCGUCACGUACUAUUUACAAGAAAGUGGAGUCAUACCAGAUUUGCAAGAAUUAGGGUUUGAUAUUGUUGGAUAUGGUUGUAUGACUUGUAUUGGUAACAGUGGUCCGUUACCUGAGCCUGUUGGAAAAGCCAUUGAGCAGGGUGAUUUGGUUGCGGUUGGUGUUUUGUCUGGCAAUAGAAAUUUUGAAGGACGCAUUCACCCCCUAACCCGCGCUAACUAUCUGGCCUCCCCACCUUUGGUCAUAGCAUAUGCCAUCGCAGGAACUGUCGAUAUCGACUUCGAGAAGGAACCUCUGGGUAUUAGCAAGGACGGCAAAGAAAUAUUCUUAAGAGAUAUUUGGCCAAGUCGUGAAGAAAUUCAGGAGGUCGAGAGAAAGUUUGUUAUCCCGGCUAUGUUUAAGGAAGUCUAUUCCAAAAUCACGGAUGGUAAUUCAAAGUGGAAUUCGCUGGAGGUUUCAGAAAGCUUACUUUAUCCUUGGGAUGCAAAAUCUACCUACAUAAAAAGUCCCCCUUUCUUUGACGAAAUGGCGGCAAAUCUUCCAGAAAUUAAGAACAUCGAGCGUGCGGCAGUGUUGCUGAACCUUGGUGAUUCCGUGACAACAGAUCACAUCUCUCCAGCGGGUAGCAUCUCUAGAACCAGUCCAGCCGCUCGGUAUUUGUCGGCGAAGGGGUUAGUUCCACGUCAGUUCAAUUCGUAUGGUUCGCGAAGAGGUAAUGACGCGGUCAUGGCACGUGGUACAUUUGCUAACAUACGAUUGGUCAAUAAGUUCAUAGGAAAGGCUGGACCAAAGACGAUACAUAUUCCGUCGAAUGAGCAGAUGUCGGUUUUUGACGCGGCCGAGAAGUAUCAUUCAGAAAGUCGCUCGUUAAUCAUCUUGGCUGGAAAGGAUUAUGGAUCUGGUUCAUCACGUGACUGGGCCGCUAAAGGACCAUGGAUGUUGGGUAUCAAAGCAGUGAUAGCAGAAAGCUAUGAAAGAAUUCAUCGCAGUAAUUUGGUCGGUAUGGGCGUCAUACCGCUUCAAUACCUGCCCGAGCAAAAUGCCGAGAGCCUGGGCCUAACUGGAAAGGAGAGCUUCAGCAUUGACAUACCGAGUGAUCUAAAGACUGGCCAGACUUUGAAAGUUGAGUUGGAUAAUAACAAAAGCUUUGAAGUAAAAGUCCGCUUCGAUACAGAUUUGGAGCUGACGUUCUUCAAAAAUGGUGGAAUAUUGAACUACAUGAUAAGAAGAAUGGCUUGCAGUUGAGAAGGUGUAGGUCACUUAGGUCGAUUUGAACCUUCAUAGCAAUUCUCGAGUCCCGAAUGCAUAAAAAUCGAUAGAUAAUGGUCGAUAAUCUAUUUGUCAAAAGAAUCCAUUCGGCGCAUGAGAUUUGCGCUCUCUCAGUUGCUGGUUAGUGGUAAUGAUUGCAAUUAGAUGAAUGGUCGCAUAUAAAUAACACUGUGCCUUUUUCAGAUCGUAAUGCUUCGUUUUAAAAGGCCCUGUUACACGGUGCAAUUUUUCUUGCAACUUGCAAUGUAAUUCUACUUCUAAGAGAUGUAAAUGA
Messenger RNA from Dendronephthya gigantea, 3047 nucleotides. RefSeq names its product cytoplasmic aconitate hydratase-like. Lineage: Eukaryota; Metazoa; Cnidaria; Anthozoa; Malacalcyonacea; Nephtheidae. The transcript has 20 exons. Gene Ontology annotation, biological process: citrate metabolic process; tricarboxylic acid cycle. The record is from RefSeq and is a predicted model, not a curated record. Gene Ontology annotation, molecular function: aconitate hydratase activity; 4 iron, 4 sulfur cluster binding. Gene Ontology annotation, cellular component: cytosol; mitochondrion. The coding region runs from base 71 to 2749 and encodes 892 amino acids.